GUUAGAAAUCCACCGCACUGAACAUGCGGCCAACGUUGACACUUUCCAUUUUGAAAGAUCGGCGUGAAGGUACGCAAACUUGGUAAUACGGCAAUGAUCCGCUUCAAGACAACGGCAAUACUGGCUGCGCUGGCGCUCGGCUCAGCGCUUGGCGACACGUGCAGCCUGAUCAACGACGCCUUCUCCGCAUGCCAGCUCUCCGCCAUGUGCUCUCAGUGCGUCGCGACCUCGGGAUGUGAGUACAACCUCAUGGACGGCACGUGCACGACCGCGCCAGUUUCCAACUCGUCAGCGGCAACGACAUACUGCAGCGCUAGCGACAGCGUCUGUGCCUCCUGUACUGUUAGCUCCUCCAAGCCGACGUGCACCGGCGAGGACAGCACUUGCAUUUGUCCGUCACUUUGUGAUAUCGUGUCACCGGCUUCGUCUUCCGAUGAAUGUAGUAGUCGCAGCGGCGAUACUGCUGCCUCCACAAAAAGCGACAGCCAGGGCUUCGAUAUGAUGUACCUGGCCGUGGCAUUCGGCGCGCUAUGCAUCAUGGUCAUGCUUUACAUGCAGCGAAAGUGCGCAGAGAAACGUGGGGAACAUCAACUGAGCCUCGUCCGACAAGAAUUGGAGUCGAGGCGGGAGCAACGUCGUCGCGAGCGCGAGAUGCUCCGUGCGAGACGCCCCCAGCUGUCACUGAACUUGGAAACGUGGCGCGAUAACAUCGAGCUGCACAAACCACAAAUGUCUAAGGUCGAGCUCGAGACGUGCUACUACCUCAUGAUGCAGGACGACAAGAAAAAAGAUGGCAAAAAGAGCAGCGAACAGUGGGACAGUGCUUCGGAUGGAGAUGUGAAGGUUGGAAUAGGCGCAACUACGUCUCCAAUUGCCAGUGGAGUAUCGGAUCCAACAUCACUUCAGAGUCCUAUGCCAUCGAUGGCUCCGUAUUUUGCUAUGCGUGAGGAGUACCCGAGCAACACAAAGACGGACGGCUCUGACAGCGGUUCCGAAAUUGCUUCCAUAGCGGACGAGGACGAAGAGAAGUAUGAGGUUGCCAUCGAUGUUGAUCGUUCCGCUGCCAGGAGAUAACUUACUUUACGUUAUGGUGUGGUGUAAUUCUCAGAAAGUGAGAUUUUGGUCGAAGUUGCAGCAUCAGCUUAACUUGAUAUGAAAGCAAAAUGCUGGGUCACGAGUACUGUGCAUUAACUCCGUAGCUUGCGGGUUUUGCUUUGACUAUAGACACGAUACAUCCCUCGUCAGGAUGACUGAGCCCAAUGCUGCAACAGCCGAAGACAGCUUCAUCUGAUGCCUGAUGACGAGCUUUCCGGUGUUGCAGCGACAUAGUGGGCAGCUCCAGCGCAGCUGGAGUACACAGGAAAGCCGCCCUCCGUGGGACCACAAGCUGGCACGAAAUCAAAGUUAUACUCCCCACCGGGGAGUCCCCGGCUACGGCUGAGCGCUCGCUCAGCUAACUAAACGACAUUCAGCGUCGCUGAGUUGCCGGUUGAGUUAAAGUGGUGUAUUAAUAACGAUCAGGUUGACUGAAUAUGGUCCCAAAAAAAUGACUAAAUGUUUGAUCGGACCAAUCUGGUCA
This is a messenger RNA of Phytophthora nicotianae INRA-310, 1579 nucleotides long. RefSeq lists its product as hypothetical. The transcript is spliced from 2 exons. The record is from RefSeq and is a predicted model, not a curated record. Bases 94 to 1074 code for a protein of 326 amino acids. Lineage: Eukaryota; Oomycota; Peronosporomycetes; Peronosporales; Peronosporaceae.